CUUUGCGAUCCUUCUAUGGGAAAUUUCAUCGCAUAAAAUUCCAUUCGAUGAUAUUAAAAAUGAUAUGCAAGUAAGCGAAAAAAUCAAAGAAAAUAAAAGGCCUUCUCCAUUCGCAGAAGAUACACCGGAGAAGUAUAUAAAAAUUAUUGAGCAGGCAUGGGACCACGAUUUCAAUGACCGCCCAACAAUUCAAGGAAUACGAAAGCAACUUGGAAAUCUGAGGAAUAAGGAAAAUAAAUUAAAACCACUAAAACGAAAUGAUUCUGAAACGUCGUUGUCUUCUAUUUCUUCUAUUGCAUCUAUUGAAGUUUCUGUUGUACCUAAGAAGAAUAGCUUGGGAGACGAGCCAUUGUCAAACCUGUUAGAUAUUGAGGAAGCAAUAUCUCUUCAUAAUAAAGAACGAUACAAGGAGGCUUUUCCUCAUUUACAACAGCUGGCACAAAAUGGUAACCCUAAAGCUGCAUAUUAUGCGGGUCUUUAUCUCUACAAAGGAUAUGGAGUUGAUAAAGAUGAAAUCAAAGCUUUACAAUUACUUGAAAAAUCAGCUGUAG
Messenger RNA from Acaulospora colombiana, 551 nucleotides. The record is from the annotation of a GenBank genome assembly. NCBI's taxonomy places the organism in Eukaryota, Fungi, Glomeromycota, Glomeromycetes, Diversisporales, Acaulosporaceae.